This is a messenger RNA of Sordaria macrospora k-hell, 1005 nucleotides long. RefSeq lists its product as uncharacterized. Gene Ontology annotation, cellular component: nucleus. The record is from RefSeq and is a predicted model, not a curated record. Lineage: Eukaryota; Fungi; Ascomycota; Sordariomycetes; Sordariales; Sordariaceae.
AUGACCACUCUUGACACAUCGUCCACCAUGAACAAGAAAACCAUUCUCGUCACCGGUGCCACCGGCCAACAAGGCGGUGCCGUCAUCGACGCCCUCAUGGACCUCGACAAGUCCGGCGAGAAGUUCUCCAUCCUCGCCGUCACCCGCAAAGCCGACAGCCCCGCCGCCCUUGACCUCGUCAAGAAACACCCGCGCGUCAAGCUGGUCGAAGGCAACCUCGACAACGUCCCCGCUCUAUUCGAGUCGGCCAAGAUCAUUGCCGGCGAGCACCAACUCCCCAUCUGGGGUGUCUUCUCGGUCCAAGUCUCCAUGGGCCCCGGCGUAACCUUUGACAGCGAAGUCAAGCAAGGCAAAGCCCUCAUUGACGGCGCCAUUGCGAACGGUGUCCAGCACUUUGUCUACAGCUCGGUCGAGCGAGGUGGCGAUGAAAGGAGUUGGGACAACUCAACCCCCAUCCCCCACUUCCAGACCAAGAAGAUCAUCGAGGACUACCUGAAUGCGACGUGUGGCAAGCAACCCGGGUCCAAGAUGGGCUGGACGAUCCUGCGUCCUGUGGCGUUCAUGGAUAACCUCAAGCCGGGCACUCCAACGAGCGUGUUCCUGACUGCGCUGAAGAAUCAUCUGGGACAGGACAGGAAGUCGCUGCAGUGGAUUGCGGUGCAUGACAUCGGUGUGUUUGUGGCCAAGGUGUUUGACAAUCCGGAGGAGUGGAAUCAUCGGGCGGUCGGACUGGCGGGCGAUGAAUUGACGGUCGAGCAGCUCAGCAGGGCUUUCUCCAAGGCCACUGGGUAUCCUAUCCCGCUGACGUAUUGGUUCGCUGGAAGUUUGUUGACGUUCUUGGUCAAGGAGGUCGGGCUGAUGAUUGGCUGGUUCGCCAGCGAUGGGUACAAGGCUGAUGUCGAGGCGAGGAGGAAGGACCAUCCGGACAUGUUGACCAUGGAGCAGUGGUUGUUGAAGAAGAGCCAGUUUAGCACGGGUGUUGAUAGUGCGCAGAUUGGGGCUUGA